CUUUCACAUGCUUGUGCUCCUGGAAGAUGACUGAAGAUCAAAAAGCAGGCGCUCCAGACAUGUUUUGCACAUAGAAAUAUCGGGCCAAUCAGUAGACGACUCACAGGUUCGGCAAGUCAUAGCCCGAGCAAACGGAAAGUCUUGCCCCGAGAGUCGAAGAUCUGGAGAACAGACUUCCGCCGAAUCACUCCAUCUCUCAUCCUCGCCAUAACAUCUGCCGGCAUGCCGCUGCGCUUCCCCCGAACACCAUGUGAAGUCUCCCGAGUAUCUUCGAGAUACUCGAACGCCUUUGUAGCCUCGCGAUCCUUCUGGUCACGGACCGCGCCCACCGCCGCCCCCGUGCUAACCCGGCCUGAAAUCUAUGAUGUCGUGUGCGUUGGUGGCGGUCCGGCAGGAUUGAGCUUGCUCAGCGCUCUUCGUGCAUCUCCCAAGACUGCGAACCUCAAAAUUGCUCUCGUCGAGGGACAAGACCUCAACAAAUCACCGGUCCAGGCCGAAUCGACAACCUUUUCCAACAGAUGCAGCUCUUUGACCCCUGGCUCGGUCAACUUUUUAAACGACAUCGGAGCAUGGGACCACAUCUCUGCAACCCGUGUGCAGCCAUAUCAGGCUAUGCAGGUGUGGGAUGGUGUCUCUGGAAGCAGCAUCAGUUUCGAUCCUUCAACAACACCAUCGGGUGUACCAGACACGGUGGCCACUAUGACCGAGAACACCAACCUGACAUCAGCUCUUCUGGCUCGCUUAAAUAAGCUGCCUUCAAUCGACAUUAUGGACAAGACACGCGUGGAGGGAAUUGAGCUUGGGAAAGAGACAGAAGACAUGGACUUGUCCAAUUGGCCCAUCGUGUCAUUGAACAACUCGCGCAAGCUGGCAGCACGUCUGCUUGUUGGUGCCGACGGUGCAAACAGUCCCGUCCGCACGUUUGCUGGUAUUCCUUCGCGCGGCUGGGACUACAAUCGCCAUGGUGUCGUAGCUACUGUGCAGGUCGAGGGUGCCAACUGGGGUCAAAAUGGCCCCAGAACAGCAUAUCAACGCUUCCUUCCUACUGGUCCCGUUGCACUCUUACCUCUCCCUGGCAACGUAGCCACCCUGGUGUGGUCAACAACACCGGAAAAGGCAGCUUUGCUCAAGUCGCUCAGCAGCGCUGACUUCAUCGCGAUGGUGAAUGCGGCUUUCAGACUCUUGCCAGUCGACCUGGAUUACUUGCAUACCAUGAAGUCCGGUCACGCCGAUGAGUUUGCCUGGCGUGAAGCUAAUACCGCUUUCAACUCUGAGCGCAUUCCACAGAAGAUUUCUGCUGUCCAGGAUGGCAGUAUUGCUUCGUUCCCUUUGCGUAUGCGUCAUGCUGACACCUACAUUGGCCAUCGUGUCGCUCUUCUCGGAGACGCCGCUCAUACCAUUCACCCUCUCGCUGGCCAAGGUCUUAACCAAGGUCUCGGUGAUGCCAAAUCGCUUGCUAAGCACAUCAGCUUCUCGCUAUCUGUCGGCAAGGACAUUGGCAGCAAUUGGGCACUCGACGCAUAUAACGCCGAGCAGUGGUCAAAGAACAAUGCCAUGCUCGGUACUGUAGAUAAGCUGCACAAGCUCUACAGUGCUGGCAGCGGUCCAGUCGUUUGGGCAAGAAGUCUUGGACUAGAUGCUGUUGAUAAGUUGGGCUUCCUCAAGAGUUUCUUCAUGCGCCAGGCGGCGGGAAAUUAGCCUCGAGUAAUACUCAAAAUGUGUACACUACUCUAUAGAUUAUGACAAACAAGCUUGUAUUUUUAUUCCUUCUGGUGUUCUUGAGCCGGCGC
Messenger RNA from Aureobasidium subglaciale EXF-2481, 1790 nucleotides. RefSeq lists its product as uncharacterized. The record is from RefSeq and is a predicted model, not a curated record. Gene Ontology annotation, biological process: ubiquinone biosynthetic process. Lineage: Eukaryota; Fungi; Ascomycota; Dothideomycetes; Dothideales; Saccotheciaceae. The transcript has 2 exons. Gene Ontology annotation, cellular component: mitochondrion. Gene Ontology annotation, molecular function: FAD binding; 2-octaprenyl-6-methoxyphenol hydroxylase activity; oxidoreductase activity, acting on paired donors, with incorporation or reduction of molecular oxygen, NAD(P)H as one donor, and incorporation of one atom of oxygen. Bases 223 to 1698 code for a protein of 491 amino acids.